AUGCAUCGAAUAAUUAAAAGCGACGAAAAGUUGGCGACAUCGAAUGCAACACACAAAAUUUUAAUAGAUCAGGAUUUAGUUGUCGAAGAUAUAAAAGUUUCGUGUCUUUUUGACGCCUUAAAAGAAGGUAUCAUCUCCAUGUGUGGCUUUCGUGGCCUUAAAAUUAAACCAUUUUCCCUUUUUCCAUUUGACCUUGAAUAA
Molecule: messenger RNA, 201 nt
Organism: Pediculus humanus corporis (human body louse)
Lineage: Eukaryota; Metazoa; Arthropoda; Insecta; Psocodea; Pediculidae
Exons: 4
Coding region: 1-201 (66 amino acids)
Source: RefSeq, a predicted model, not a curated record